Molecule: messenger RNA, 2154 nt
Organism: Actinia tenebrosa (Australian red waratah sea anemone)
Lineage: Eukaryota; Metazoa; Cnidaria; Anthozoa; Actiniaria; Actiniidae
Product: transmembrane protease serine 11D
Biological process (GO): proteolysis
Molecular function (GO): serine-type endopeptidase activity
Source: RefSeq, a predicted model, not a curated record
UGGUAGAGAUUGGCAUUGUUGGCCGGUAUUGGUCGGUACUGGCCGAUAUAUAAAGGCCUGUGAAGUAUCUUUCGUUCCAUAACUGUCUGCUUGACCCCAUUGGAGAUGACGAACAUUCUCUUCGCUUUCGUUUUUGUGGGUGCACUUUGCAAUUCAGUCGGCAGAGAAUGUGGAAUAAGACCUGAAGGCGAAGCGAAAAGAAUCGUUGGAGGUCAAACGAGUGAACCUGGGUCAUGGCCUUGGCAGGUUGCGCUGUUGAUAAACGACACACAGUUCUGUGGUGGUGUAUUGAUCUCGCCUGAAUGGGUAGCUACUGCGGCGCAUUGCUUUCAUGACAGUUAUUCAUCAACAAAUCGUGAUCACUGGACGGCAGUGCUUGGAGAACACAAACUCCAGGAAAAAGAAGUUUUCGAGCAGAUUAUCGACGUGAAGGCUAUCUACUUACAUCCACUUUACAAGUCUAUGUUUCUUGAAGGAAUCUUUGAUACGCCGCCUGAUUUUGAUAUCGCUCUGGUUCGUCUGGAACGGCGUGCAGUCCUAGACAGGUACGUAUCACCCAUCUGUUUGCUACCACCGCGAAAGACCUUCCCCUGGGGCAAGUCCUGCGUCAUCACUGGAUGGGGACACACCAGAUGGAAUGGUACCAAACCAGAAGCUCUGAAUGAGGCCGAGGUCAAUCUUGUCCCCACAUGGGUCUGCAAUGUUGCGAAUUCCUACAACGGCACCAUCCAUGAAAGAGCGCUGUGCGCUGGCUUCAAGGAAGGAAAGGUUGACGCAUGUCAGUAUGACAGUGGCGGACCGCUGGUUUGUAAAGAUGAAGGACGCUGGUACUUAACAGGUUUAGUGUCGUGGGGACAUGAGUGCGCACGUCCCCACAAGUAUGGUGUUUAUAGCAAUUUGCAAGUGAUGACACCUUGGCUUCUUCGUCAAAUGGAGAAGCACACUGCUUAUCCCUGGCUAAAAUGAAUUAAUCUACAUCAGUGAAAAACGUCUGCGCAUGCUCACAGUCUCUAUGCAAAUAAGACGAAAACGUCUUUGUUCUAUUGUAAAACAUAUGCAAAUCAAUUUGACUUUCGAACUGACAAAUUCCCUAAAACUUUAACUCAGUUAUCGAAACUUAAGGCUAAUUCUUUGAUAAUACAGUAUUUUACAGUAUACUCACGAAUUUUUAAAAUCUAUUUGGAGAAAACAAGCAUUUCUUUUCAUACUGAAACACUCUUGAAUCGAUGCUUUGCACCAUCACUUGAUGGCAGCCAUGACAGGGGGCAGGAAAAAAUGAAUCUAGUCUGAUCUGAUUUACAUGAGAAAAAAUUCAGUUUCUUGAAAAAGAGUGUUAUUGUACCUCCUGCCAUCACGUGAUGGACCAAAGCCUCUGUUCUUGGAAAACGUGCUGAAAUGCAGGCACGCAUGCGUAGAUGUUUUUCGCUCGUGUCGAACAAAUAUAGUUUUCUUUGUUUCCUUAUGUUAGAGCUGUUUGCAGCUUUCUAUUGAAUCCACACCUUCUGUAUGUGGGGAUUCCUUUUUUCAUCGCACCUUCUGUUAUGUCUAGAUUUCUGUUGCAUCCACACCUUCUGUAUGUUGGAUUCCUUUUUUCAUGGCACCUUCUGUAUGUCUAGAUUUCUGUUGAAUCCACACCUUCUGUAUGACUAGAUUGCUAUUGCAUAAACACCUUCCUAGAUUACAGACCCUUGUAAAUUUGAUUGGUGGAAUCCAAGUUACGAACAAGACGCCAACGUCUAUGAGCUGUCUUUUUAGUUUAGUUAGUCUUUUUUAAUGACUGAUAAUGCCACACCCUUCAUCACUUUUUGAUCGAGAAUCGAGUUGGUAUAUGGCGUCAGCAACCGUGCUCUGUCCAUUCAUAUAACACAGUUAUCGAAUAAUCGCAGCGCUCAUACUAUCUAGACUAUUAAAUAAAUCUAAAGAGAUACUUCACUCUAGAAUCGAGUUGGUAUAUGGCGUCAGCAACCGUGCUCUGUCCAUUCAUAUAGCACAGUUGUCGACUAAUCACAGCGCUUAUAAUAUUAUAGCCUAUUAAAUAAAUCUACAUAGAUACUUCACUCUAUAAUAGGGGUCUUGUUAAAUUUGUGCGUGGUUAACGGAAUUACUUAGCUGCCAAAAUUCUCAAUGAAUAUAAUACACCGGGUAGAAAAGUCA